This is a messenger RNA of Brassica napus (rape), 1956 nucleotides long. RefSeq names its product E3 ubiquitin-protein ligase CCNB1IP1 homolog. The coding region runs from base 729 to 1676 and encodes 315 amino acids. Gene Ontology annotation, biological process: chiasma assembly. The transcript has 8 exons. NCBI's taxonomy places the organism in Eukaryota, Viridiplantae, Streptophyta, Magnoliopsida, Brassicales, Brassicaceae. The record is from RefSeq and is a predicted model, not a curated record.
CUCGAAUUCGUAUCUGCUUCUUCUUCUUCGAUUCUCGAUUUGAGAUCUUCUUCUGCAGAUUCCGUCAGAUCGGUUUAGCUUAAACGCUGAUUGUUGUUCUUCCUCACUUGCCUUCUCUCGCUUCUUCAAUCUAGAUCUUAUAUCGUUCGAUUCUCCCAGGAUUGCGUCAGUUUUCGAGUUACACAGAGUAGUAAAACCAAUUUUUCGAUCGAACUGUCUCGUUUAGGUUGAUCGGUGUGAUGAGUAGACCCUAAUUUUCGAUCGUAAUCUCUAUUUCGAGAUGUUUGUCAGAUCUCUGGAGCCUGUGUGCUGUUUAUGCAGAUUCUCUAGGGUUUUCAUUCCUGAAAUUCGUUUUUAAUCAACGAUUAUCACAGAAACGUAACUUUAUACAUCAUCGAUUACUAUAAACAGCAUCCUACUGAAGCUGAACAGAUUCUAUUGCUUAGAUUGUGUUUCCAGCAACCUGUUUAUACAAUUUCGUGUUUGCAUUUCAACAAUUUGCAGCAGUUAGAAUCAGAAUCUGUAUUGGUAGUGCCUCUUUGACUGGUGAUUUCAACGAGUUUAGUUCUUAGUCCAUAGUUUUUCAAACGCUUGAGGUUGGAUUCUGGCUCGUGGUGUAGAUAUAUUGAAUAAUGGAACUCAAAGUCACGAAGACUAUGAAGUAAGUAAAGUUUCGUUUACAUGUUGCAGGUGCCUAGCAGCUUGAGAUUCUUGUCUUUGAGGUUGAAAUGAGGUGCAACGCCUGUUGGAGGGAACUGGAAGGCCGAGCCAUUUCCACCACAUGUGGCCACUUAUUAUGUACUGAAGAUGCUAGCAAGAUUCUCAGUAAUGAUGGGGCGUGUCCCGUUUGUGAUCAAGUACUCUCCAAGAGUCUGAUGAAGCCUGUGGAUACCAAUCCAAAUGAAGAAUGGGUCAAUAUGGCGAUGGCUGGGAUUUCUCCACAAAUACUGAUGAAGAGUGCAUACCGAAGUAUUAUGUUUUACGUUUCUCAAAGGGACUUAGAGAUGCAGUGCAAGAUGAAUAGAGUUGUUGCGCAGUGUCGUCAGAAAUGUGAGGGUGUGCAAGCAAUGUUAAGCGAGAAAAUGGAGAAGGCGCAUGCAGCAUACCAGAAGAUGAGCAAGAGGUGUCAGAUGAUGGAGCAAGAGGUAGAAAACCUGACCAAGGAUAAACAAGAGCUUCAAGAGAAGUUCUCCGAGAAAUCAAGACAGAAGAGGAAGCUUGAUGAGAUGUAUGACCAGCUACGAAGUGAGUAUGAGUCAGUCAAACGCACAGCCAUUCAACCAGCAAAUAACUUCUAUCCACGACACCAGGAACCUGACUUUUUCUCAAACGCACCAGUCAAUAUGAUGGAGAACAGAGAGCCCACUCGCAGAGACCGGUCGUUUUUCUCUCCUGCAACACCAGGACCUAGAGAUGAGAUAUGGCCAGCAAGACAGAACAGUGCAAACUCGGGUCCAUUCGACAUCUCCAACGACUCACCCGCAAUUCCAUCUGAUCUUGGAAACAGAAGAGCAGGAGGAGGACAUCCUCUAUUUGGUGGUGGUUCAGGAGGAGGAAAUGCUGUAUUUGGUGGUGGUGGCAAUGCUAAUCCGCAGUCGACUCUACGAAACCUUAUUCUCUCCCCUAUUAAACGCUCUCAGCUCUCUCGUUCUCGCCCGCAACUGUUCACGCUAUAGCUUAAGGAUCAAGUUCAAGUGUUUGAACCUGCCUUGGUGGAAGUGGAAACCAUAAUGGUCACACCCAGUAAGUGACUCUUCGUUACUGUCUUAGCAAGUAACAUCUGAGAGGAAAACGUAGGAUUUGAGAAAAAGAAAAGCUCUCGUCUCUAUAAAUAUUAAAUAAGAAUGAUAAAAUCAUAUUUUAGUAGAAUCAAUAUAGUGAAACUACCUACAAGGAUGUAAGAUGACGAGCAAACAUAAAAAGACAUUUUAAUAUAAAAAAAACAGUUAUAGAUAA